UCUUGGUUUCCAUCCAUUGCGGAAGAGUGUUCGUUCGGGGAACAUUCCCUCCGGUUGUGACAUAAAACAUUGGGUGGACAUCCGGUAAAGUGGCUGUAGAAAUGCAGAAAGAAAAUUCCAACCCCUCCCCUGAGGUGCACCAGUAUGUUGGACCGUACAGGCUCGAAAAAACCUUGGGGAAGGGACAAACAGGUCUCGUGAAGCUGGGAAUCCACUGUGUGACUGGCAAAAAAGUUGCCAUAAAAAUAAUUAAUAGGGAAAAGCUCAGUGACAGCGUUUUAAUGAAAGUCGAAAGAGAAAUAGCCAUAAUGAAAUUAAUCGACCACCCACAUGUUCUAGGACUGACCGAUGUCUACGAAAAUAAGAAAUAUUUAUAUCUGGUUCUGGAACAUGUUUCUGGAGGAGAACUUUUCGAUUAUCUAGUGAAAAAGGGCAGACUGACGCCCAAAGAAGCUAGAAGGUUCUUCAGGCAAAUCAUAUCUGCUUUGGACUUCUGCCACAGCCAUUCGAUAUGCCAUAGAGACCUCAAACCAGAAAACCUCCUAUUGGACGAAAAAAACAAUAUCAAAAUAGCCGAUUUUGGAAUGGCUUCCCUUCAACCGAUGGGAUCCAUGUUAGAAACAAGUUGCGGUUCUCCCCAUUACGCAUGCCCUGAAGUGAUACGAGGUGAAAAGUAUGAUGGUAGAAGAGCAGACGUAUGGUCAUGUGGAGUCAUUCUUUACGCUCUACUUGUAGGAGCUCUACCAUUCGACGAUGACAAUCUGCGACAACUCCUGGAAAAAGUCAAAAGAGGUGUAUUUCACAUCCCCCAUUUCGUACCACCGAACUGCCAAAGUCUACUCAGAGGGAUGAUCGAAGUCAAUCCAGACAAAAGACUAACGCUGUCUGACAUCAAUAAACACCCCUGGGUGACAGCUGGAGGAAAAGGAGAACUAGAGCUAGAACUACCAAUGAUGGAAGUCGUCCAAACCCACGUGUUACCGUCCAUUGAAGCGGUGGAUCCGGACGUACUUCAGGCGAUUUGCAGCCUGGGCUGUUUCAAAGAGAAGGAGAAGCUCAUCCAACAUCUACUCAGUCCUAGUCACAACACCGAAAAGGUCAUCUAUUUUCUUCUGCUGGAGAGGAAGAGAAGGAAACCUGCAUGCGAAGACGAUUCGGAUUCUGUCCUGCGCAUGCGUAAUCCCGAAAGCCAAGACCCGCCUAAGAAAAGGAUAGACACGUGCAGAAUCAACGGCCAGAGUAGUUUGCAAUUUGGACAAAUUAGCGAAGGAUCACCUCUGACGCCAAGAAGGUCCCACUACAAAAGGCCUCACGCUAGAAGAAGCCCCUCGACUGGCAGUACACACAGCAGCCUGAGUAUCCACUCGCCAACUAGAUCCUCAGGUGCUUCAAGUCCAGUCAUGUUCAACAGUUCGAUCACACCGACAAAUACGCAUUCUGGCAUGUCGUCUCCUAUCGGCUCAAGGACACCGUCCCACCACACGCAUCGCAGCUCCACCCACGUGACCUCGAACACUCACGUGACCGUAACCCCUCCCCCGCCUACCCCGACCCAUCACAGGGCGAACAGCAGCGGCAGCACCCCCGUGACUUCCGGAAUGCCGAUGACGUCACCGGAAAGCGAUACUGCGAGCUUAGUGACAGGUCAUGCAAUAUUGACUCCGAUGACUCCACCUGGGUCCCCUCAUUCCAGCACGACUAGUCAUCAUUGGAGAUCACGGCUCACUACAAUCAAAAAUAGUUUCCUAGGUUCCCCCAGAUUCCACAGACGGAAAUUACAAGCAUCGUCAGAAGAAGUCCAUCUCACUCCAGAAUCAUCACCUGAACUAACGAAGAAGUCAUGGUUCGGUAGUCUGAUGACGACGGAGAAAGACGAAACCUUUACUAUCUUAGUUAAAGGGAAACCGUUGGCUACCGUCAAGGCUGACUUGAUACACGCCUUCCUAUCGAUAGCAGAAUUGAGCCACUCAGUGUCGAGUCCGAUGUCCUUCAGGGUGGAAUACAAGAGGGGAACCACAGGGCCUGCGAUGUUCCAGAGACACGUUAGGUUUCAAGUGGACAUCUCGCCAAUCAUCAAGCAAUCUAGGGAAAAUGCCAAGGAACAUAUUUUUGCCAUAACAUUCACCUUAUUGUCAGGUAAUAUUAGGAGAUUCAGGAGGGUCUGUGAACAUAUCCAGGCACAAGUUUGCACCAGAAGACCUCCGCCUAGUCCUAGAGCUCAAAGAAAAUUCACCACCGAGUUGAGUGAGAGCUCCAGCUGUGGAUCGGAUUCCAGUGAACUGUUUUUGAAUGCUAGACAGAUCAACGUGCUGCAGCUGGAGAGCGACCUGGAGAGCGAGUGCAGCGUCUUCGACGUCAGAACGGCGACUCGGGAGGUGUCGCGACGGGCGUCGACCAACAACAAUACCGAAACUUGCGAGCAGAAUAGCCCCGGAACGCCGAAAGCGGUCCGUUCGAGCUCGGAAAAUACCGAGACCUGCGAAAAGAAGUGCAUGACGACGAUGUCUGGCACGUCCAUUGCGUAAUAUUUCAUGGUGUUGAGGUCUAGUCCGAUGGGCGUGUGGUGCUUAUUGUUGGAGGUAUUGGCCAACGUUCGGAGGUGGGGGAUCGAUGUUAUGGGUCGGAUCGUUGAUAAGUUCCUUCGACGCUGGGUUAUCUCGCGGAUUUAGGUUAUUUAUUGUGUUGAUUAGUGUUAAGUUUCUGAUUCCAGCGUUCGUUUGGUUCCAUGGAAAGGUUAUUAUUAUACGAUUUGAAGAAAAUUUGUUUAUUAUUGUUACAUAUUCUCGAGAACAAUGGCGGGCAGUGCAUUAUAUCUUACUUAUCGGAAUACUUUAGUGGGUGUUCAAUCAACAACUUGCAAGGUUCAGAAUGAAAUUUUGAUGGAUGACAUACAGAAACUGAUCUAUAAAUAAAGAAGGAGAAACUCAGAGUCGUUUCCACACUAUAUUCAUAAAAUGAACAAAACUGGUAGAUAACGAGAGAAAAACUACUUUCCUGUCUAAAUACCUCGCAGAACAUUGAAUUAUAUCCUCCCGAAAUCUAUCCAACGAAUCGUUCAGACGAAUAAAAUUGCAAGUGUUUCUUUCCUAAAUGCUGAAUAGUGCUUAAAUUCUGGUUCCGGACUUUGACCCUCAUCAGUGCAGGGCUGUCCCCAGAUGGCAUUCAUGACGGCCAUCUGGUGCAAACCUGGCCCAACACCUCUCAGCAUUUAAUAUCCACGAGGCGUUCGGCCACUGCGAAAUGGACACUGCCUUAGAUAGCGUUGAUGGGACGUAAUUCAAUGUUCUGCGUGGAAUAUAGCCAGGAAAGUCAUUGUUUUUCUCUCGUUAUCUACCAGUUUUGUUCAUUAUAUGAACAUAGUGUGGAAAUGACUUGGAGUUUCUUCUUCUUUGUUACCUAUUCACUCCACUUUGAGUAUUUGGGCCUUUUUCUAGUUGAUCUAUAAAUAUUACCUUUGCUAAUUUUGAUGAUUUCGACUAUUUCGAGUAAAUACUCCAGAAUUAGACGAAUAUAUUCCCUUAUGAAUUUUCACCAGAAAAUCUUUUUUUUUUAAUGCCACCUGAAAAAUGCAUCAAAAUCAUUGACAACAACUCUGUUAUACAGGAUGAUUCAUAAUGAGUACACGUAUUUAAAUACAUCGACACAUCAAGUAUACCAUUAUAUUUGUGAGUAUGUUCCUUAUCCAAAUGACAUGACAUGCCAAUCAAGUUUUACAAUACCACAAUCAAUCAGACCGAAAAUUAUAGAGGAUGUUAAAUAAGAAUGUGAUCAAACUUCAAAUAACUAAUAAAAUUUCCCCUGGAAAUUUGGCGACAUGCUUGACCUCUGUAUAUGAAUUUACCUCAAAGACUCAUUGCUAUACUCAAG
Phaedon cochleariae (mustard beetle) is the source of this 3867-nucleotide messenger RNA. The record is from the annotation of a GenBank genome assembly. NCBI's taxonomy places the organism in Eukaryota, Metazoa, Arthropoda, Insecta, Coleoptera, Chrysomelidae.